ACCUUCUUUGUUACAUUUAAUUCGGAAUACCUACUCUCUGCCAAUGACAUUUUGAUGAUCACUAGAGGGAACUAAGUCCCAAAUACCCUGUCUCACCAAGGCAUUAAACUCAUCAGACAUAGCUUUAUGCCACUGGGGAUGCUUCAAGGCUUUGGGUCUAAAGAUAUUGUUCUGAGACCUAGUGAUCAUGCCAUGGGUGCGUGGGGGACAAGAGGUUGGUGUGGGGUUGGAGGUGAGUCGACAGUGGAGUCGAAAGGGGGAGAAAUAAAGGUGGCAUGGGUGGGCAUAAGCGAUGAGCUUGCACUAGGAGAUGAGGGCAAAGUGGAAGGAGGCUGAGGAGACACGAAGUUUGUGUUAGGCUUGGAGUUUGGAGAUGGCUGGGCAAUUGACCUAAAGGGAGGAUAAUGUUGGAUUUGUGAGAGUGUGGAGUUGUGGGCAGGUAAUAGAAUGGGUGAAGAGGUAAGGUCAUGGGCCAAGGGAGAAAUAGAGGAAGAGUUAAGGGAGCAUACUU
Molecule: messenger RNA, 511 nt
Organism: Rubroshorea leprosula
Lineage: Eukaryota; Viridiplantae; Streptophyta; Magnoliopsida; Malvales; Dipterocarpaceae
Source: the annotation of a GenBank genome assembly